Molecule: messenger RNA, 837 nt
Organism: Exophiala viscosa
Lineage: Eukaryota; Fungi; Ascomycota; Eurotiomycetes; Chaetothyriales; Herpotrichiellaceae
Product: INO80 complex, subunit Ies4
Exons: 2
Coding region: 1-837 (278 amino acids)
Biological process (GO): chromatin remodeling
Cellular component (GO): Ino80 complex
Source: RefSeq, a predicted model, not a curated record
AUGGCUGUCUCAUCUUCGAGCACACCAGGAAGGUCGCCCUCAGCCGCUGCCUCCAAACCAGACAAGACGAAGAAGCAGACCAAAACAGUCAUAUUGAAGCUGUCGCCCAAGAUACUACGUCGAUUUCAGGAACCUACACCCAAAUCUGAAGAACAAUCUACAGCGUCGGUGGCCUCAUCGCCUGCUCCCGCAGUUGACGACGCAACUAUAGUGAAGGCUCCGGAGAACAAUGACAAUGCUUCAGAGUCCAACUCGACUCCUGCGCCCGCUACCGACUCAGCAAACGGCGAGGCCUCAAAGAAACGCAAGGCCCCCGGGGCGGGAUCGAAGAGAAGUCUGGGACAAAUGAUUGAUACAGCGGAUCUACCCAAACCGCGAGGCAAACCAGGUCCAAAGAAGAAAGCUAGAUUAGAAGAUGGUGCAGCCGACUCUACUGUCAAAAUGUCCGUCCCUGCCUUCGGCCCUAGUGGUCAGAAACUAGGUCCCAAAGCGAACCAGGGUGCUAUCAACGCUGGUCUUCGAAAUCUUGACAGAUCCGGAAAACCCUGUCGCAAGUGGAUUAAGAAGGCAUUUUCCGUGAAGAGCUUCACUGGCGUCAGCUGGGAUCUUCCUUCAUGGAGAGGCAACGAGAGACCAGCAACGCUCAAUGGAGAGGACUCCAGCGAAGCCAAGGACAUUACUCAACAAAGCAGCAGUGACAUCAAGCCUAAUGAGAGUGAUACCGCCAUGGAUAGCAAUGCAGGUGAACAACCUGAUCCCAUGCUCAUGUCUACUCCGGCGGCUAGCUCACCCGCACCAAUGCCACCACCAUCCUCUGUUGUCGCCGCUCAAGGCUAA